Messenger RNA from Penicillium macrosclerotiorum, 432 nucleotides. RefSeq lists its product as uncharacterized. The transcript is spliced from 2 exons. The record is from RefSeq and is a predicted model, not a curated record. Lineage: Eukaryota; Fungi; Ascomycota; Eurotiomycetes; Eurotiales; Aspergillaceae. Bases 1 to 432 code for a protein of 143 amino acids.
AUGUGUCAACAACUUUUCUUCGAUUACGACUGCGGGCACAUUGUGUAUGGGCGAAAGCAAAGAUGCAAGGAAGCUCACGUGCCGACGAAAUACCGCCUCCACUGUAAAGCCAAGGGGUCGCCAAUUCCCCUGCUUCGAUCCCGGAUCCUACCAGAGUGGAUGGAGAAGAAGGCUGGAAUCUGCUUCGACUGUGCGCAAGGUUUGCUGAGGGAUUUGGACAAGUUUCUUGACGCGAAGCGGGCCAAAGAGUUGGAAGAUAGGCUCGAUGAACACCAAGGACAGCAAGAAGCUACGCCGUCUGCAAAGACUGAACAGGUCAAGGGGGCUGAGCGAUCUGGAGCUCAGAUCUUUGGGAGCCAGCCAGCAAGAGGGAAGAGAGAAUCGGUGUACGCUAAGUCGACAUUCCACUUUACUUUAAGAAAUUUAAAAUAA